Paralichthys olivaceus (Japanese flounder) is the source of this 1616-nucleotide messenger RNA. RefSeq names its product gsk3b interacting protein (gene gskip). Gene Ontology annotation, cellular component: cytoplasm. Gene Ontology annotation, biological process: regulation of canonical Wnt signaling pathway. Lineage: Eukaryota; Metazoa; Chordata; Actinopteri; Pleuronectiformes; Paralichthyidae. Gene Ontology annotation, molecular function: protein kinase A binding; kinase regulator activity. The record is from RefSeq and is a predicted model, not a curated record.
UGGCGGCGCCGCCGCCUGCUGCAUAGGACGAUCACCGGGUCCAGAUCUCUGUUUAGAUAUUUGUUUACACACCGAAGAAAAGAGAUGUGGUGAAGACACGAGCGGGGCGAUCAGAGUUCUGGAUUUACUCUGGCGGUUUGGGAAUCAGAGCUCGGACACUCGGGCGACACGUUUGUCUGCACCUUGUCCACGCAGCCCAGAGAGUGGGCUGGCGCUGGAAGCUUCCACAAGCCGGAAGAAACACAGGCAGCGAGGAGGGGAUGGAGAUAGACUGUCAGCCCGAGGAGUCCCUUGUCUCUUCAUUUGAUGACGACUGUGUACGGCUUGGCGACGUCAAGGACAUGAGACUGGAGGCAGAAGCAGUGGUGAACGACGUACUCUUUGCCGUCACGGAAAUGCACGUGUCACACAGUCUCACCAGUGCGUUGGAUGUAGCCUACAUCAACGUCCAAACGAGAGAGGGAAACCGGUAUUGUCUGGAGCUCACAGAGGCAGGACUGAGGGUGGUGGGUUACGCUUUUAAUCAGGUGGACGAGGAUUUGAGUAACCAGUAUCAUGAGACGGUUUACUCACUUCUGGACACGCUCAGUCCGGGAUACAGAGAGGCCUUCGGAAACGCUUUGCUGCAGCGGCUGGAGACGCUAAAGCAAAAUGGACGAUAAAGAAGCAAAGACAAAGGGACUUGGAUGCUACAUAAGUUGUUCAAGUGAAACAGGGGCUGACGAUGUGGGUGUAUUUGGACAGGAGCCAAUAAUAACCAAGUCUGGUCAACUAUUAUAGCCGAUUAUGUGACAUCCACCCGCCUAGCUACCACCACAAUAAGGGGAACCCUGCCCUAUCAACUUUGCUUUGUUCUGAGUUUCAUAUCAUUGAACGGCACCAUAUUUGAUAGUUCAGAGUACGCGAGGGAUUGGCUACUGGUGCGGUUGCAACAUUGUGGUGUUGACUUAAACUGUGGAAAGAUCUUCCAGCUUCCACGUACUACAGGUUUGUAACUGUGCACAUUGUUCAAGGAUCCUGCAACUUUUUGUACUUGUCGAAGCAAUCUGAGAAAGAAGCAGCAGGUUUUUAAUGGUAGAAAUUCCGUGUCCUCCUCCCCGUCCUCUGCUUGCACUAAAGCUGUGACCUGAUGAUCUCUGCUCCAAUAUACUCAACUUCUUCUCAUUCAGCAGGUUUCUCAGUAAAAGAGCCAAAGCUAUAUUCUCUGUGUAACUCAUAUUGCCUUAAUGAUUGACUUUUGGUUAGAAGAGUACAAAAGGAACCCAUUAUGUUGUACUUACUGUGUGGAAGGAGAUACAUUCUGAUUAUGUGCUAACUUAUUAGUUAUCAAUUUAAUUAUUUCUUCCUCCAUAUGACAAAUUGCAUUACAUCUCAAGCUUGUAUUCCAAACUGCUGUAAAAAGUAAUUAAGGUCUUUGUGGAGGUUUCUUUUUUUCUUUUUUGUAGUUUUGUGCAAAAACAUUUAUUUUCAACAUAUCAGUUUAUAUCCUGCACAGAUUUCUAAUGUUGGUUUAUUGUGACCUGAUUGUGAUCCUGCCUAGGUCUUUUGAAAUGUACACUUCACACAGUUAUUCCUUGCUGCUGGCAUUUGCUCAGAUCAAUAAAAUCUCAGAGGUA